GACCAAGUCAAUCCCAACAACCAUCAACGUUCUUUCUUCCUCUCUCUGCAUAUAAGUCUACCCUCAUUCAAUCCUUCACUUCGUAUUUUGAUUAAUACAGUUAAAGAGGAUCUUCGAAUCGGAUUCCAGUAAUGGUGCUGCCGCUACUGAAGUUAGGAACCUUGGCCUUGAAAACGCUCAGCAAACCGGUGGCUAACAGGCUCAAGAAACAGGCCGCCGUGAGUCCCAGAUUCCGGGAACUAAUCAUUAGCAUUGCCCAGCUGGUUGAUAUUCAUUUCACAGCUUCUUUAGUUCGUACUUCGUAUUACCCAUUGCCUUUCGGUUUAACAAUUUCUGAGCAAAACCUUUUCAAAUCAAAAUCGGUGGUAGCGGGACAAGAAUCGAUUUCUGUCGCUGAUCGGAAAUUCUGUUCUUCAGUUGUUUUCAGGUUAGUUACUUCCUUUCCACCGGAGAUGUCUUCGGCUCAAGAUCCGUUCUAUAUCGUAAAAGAGGAGAUUCAAGAAUCUAUUGAUAAGUUACAAUCUAGCUUUCAACAAUGGGAGCGAAUUCCUCCUGAUACUGGAGAGAGAGUGAAUCUCUCCAAAGAGCUGCUUGCUAGUUGCGAGAGCAUUCAGUGGCAGGUGGAUGAAUUGGACAAAGCAAUUGCUGUGGCAGCUAGAGACCCUGCAUGGUAUGGGAUUGAUGAAGUUGAACUCGAAAAACGGAGAAGAUGGACUAGCACUGCUCGUACCCAGGUAGGCAAUGUGAAGAAAGCUGUUGUAGCUGGGAGGGAGAAUGGUAAUAGUGCAACUGCCAUGCACCGAGAAUUGAUGAGGCUUCCCAAUUCUCACCAGCCUGAUAGAUCCAACCAAUACUACGAUCAAGAUAAUGAUGAUUUUAUAGCAUCAGAAUCAGAUAGACAAAUGCUGCUUAUAAAGCAGCAAGAUGAGGAAUUGGAUGAACUUAGUGCCAGUGUUCAGAGAAUUGGUGGUGUUGGACUUACCAUACAUGAAGAACUCCUUGCACAAGAAAAGAUCAUAGAUGAGUUGGGCAAUGAAAUGGAAAGUACAUCAAAUCGUCUUGAUUUCGUUCAGAAAAAAGUGGCCAUGGUCAUGAAGAAGGCUGGUGUUAAGGGCCAGAUUAUGAUGAUACUAUUCUUACUUGUUUUAUUCAUCAUUCUAUUCAUUCUGGUAUUCUUUACCUAGUCGAAGAGAAGAAUGCAUUCUCUGAUGUCCAUACACGAGAGACAGAUAUGAUCGUUGGAAUUAACUAUGGAGCUUCUUGCACACAAAAGAAUUCGCCAGUGUGAUCUUCCAGUGUUGGAUAAGUGUUAUUCUCGAUAUGCUGGAGAAAGAAAGGUCUGUAUUUUUAGUAGGUCCUAAUAAUGGUACCAUAUAUUUCGUCCUUGCAUGUGGUGUUACUAUAGUUGUCUGUAGCUUAGAUAUCUAUGGCCUAUAGAAUCCACUUUAGGAUGCAUUUUGAGCGGUUUUAACAUUCGGUCCACUGAAACUAUUUUUGUUAUUGGAUUGCUGUUGCUCGUGAUAUAGAAUCAGCU
Rubroshorea leprosula is the source of this 1534-nucleotide messenger RNA. The record is from the annotation of a GenBank genome assembly. Lineage: Eukaryota; Viridiplantae; Streptophyta; Magnoliopsida; Malvales; Dipterocarpaceae.